Messenger RNA from Dinoponera quadriceps, 1095 nucleotides. Its product is annotated as short coiled-coil protein B. The record is from RefSeq and is a predicted model, not a curated record. Gene Ontology annotation, cellular component: trans-Golgi network. The transcript is spliced from 6 exons. Lineage: Eukaryota; Metazoa; Arthropoda; Insecta; Hymenoptera; Formicidae. Bases 254 to 676 code for a protein of 140 amino acids.
UCGUCCCUCGCGACCCGUCCUCGUCAAUCGCAGAGUGACUCAAGAGAGUGCACCGAGCCGGGAGCUCGUCCACGACGGAGAUGUUCCCCGAGGAGAAGAGAAAGAAGAAGCGGCUACCGUCUGGAUAAUUCUGUCUCCGACGGUUGGCCGAGAGGUGAAGAAAUCAGCCGGUGUCCCGACUGCUUGACCCACAUAACGAAAAUGGUUUGCGUCGCGUGCGAUUUCGUUGUCUACGUGCCUGACCACCGUCGAGAUGUCAGCGACGAUGACAGCCAAGCUUCAGGAUGACAUGAACAGUAUACCACUGGCUGACGACGAUCCCCAAGUGAUUAUACCAGAAGAAGAAAUUCUGGAUAAUGCCUCGCAUAUAUCAGAUGCAUUAGGCAGAGGACGUAGCAUGGAUUCUAUUCCAUCGACAUUUACUAACGGGAGCUGUAGUCCAAACAGUUUAGAUCCAGAUAUUAGUCCGGACGAGCAAGAGGAGAAAGCUAGACUGAUUGCGCAGGUUCUUGAAUUGCAAAAUACUUUAGAUGAUCUGUCACAGAGAGUGGAUAGUGUAAAGGAGGAGAAUCUCAAACUGAGGAGCGAGAACCAGGUUCUGAGCCAGUACAUUGAGAACUUAAUGUCAGCAUCCAGCGUGUUUCAGUCGACAAGUCCUAACACUAAGAAGAAGUGAAAUAUUGAAAUAAUUAAAUAAUUUAGAAAAAUUGUAAACAAGCUACGGUGAUCUUAAAAUAAUUGCGAUUGUUUCGACUGUUUUGGAAAGUAUGUGCGAGCGCUUGAUUACAAGAUUUUAGUUCAGCAAAAGAUACUGCGACAUUUUUAAAAGUAUCGUUCGAUAUAUUGUGCUUAAUUCGCUUUCGUUAGCUUGUACAUAUUUUUUAUGAGGGGAAAGAAGUAUCUCUUAUGAAACAAUCUACCUUUUCUCAGUCGAGUAAUCAAAAUAUUCGUUUUUAUAGUUAAGACUAUUUAUAUAACGCAUCCAUCGUGAUUGUGACUUAAAAACACGCUUGGAACGCUUAUAAUUAUUAUGCACCCUGAAAGAGACCCGUUUUACAUUUUUACAUUUUUUACAAAAUAUAAAUACCUAGCAAA